Messenger RNA from Dimorphilus gyrociliatus, 871 nucleotides. Lineage: Eukaryota; Metazoa; Annelida; Polychaeta; Dinophilidae. The record is from the annotation of a GenBank genome assembly.
AGUAUUGAAAACAUGUUUCACUUAAUUGUCUAAUAUCAACAGUUUGUCUUAUGUUUUUAAAAUGUCGAUUGAUUUCAACGAUAAAAUAGUAUGUUUCGAGUCUGUUAAGUGCGAUGAUGAAUGGUUGAAUGCAAUUGAUGAAAAUGAUGAUUUUAUACCUAAUCGAGUGCUUCAUACCAGAUACACUAGAGAGGAAGUGUUUCAAAAUUUAAACUGUUUAUGGAAGAUAAAAGCUGAAAACGAUGGAUAUGUUACCAUUGAAAAUAUGGAGUAUAGAGAAUACUAUUUAUACGCCUCGGACCGGCGUAAAAAACAGAAAUUUUAUAUGAGUCUUAAAAAAUUACCCUUCAAAGAAAGGGGUAGGUGGAAAAUUGAAAGCUUUGAACAAGAUAGUACAGCUACUGAGAGAAAAGAUCAAUAUUACAUCAGAAGUCCUCAUAAUAAUCAUGUAGUACAACCCCAUAAAUCUGGACUCGCUAUGCACGGAUCGUCAAAAAAGGAGAAAAAUACUUGGCUAUUACAUCCAAUUCAGGUUUGUAAAAAUCGUGUACUUCUAAAAGAGGUUACCAAUCUGACAUCAGAAAAGCUAAGAAUAAGCAUUACUUCGAAAGUAGGAGUUUUUAAUACUCAUGGAGAAUCCAUAGUAGCAAAUGAGCAAUUGGCUUGUGCGAUUAAUAAAGUAUUUCAAGAAUUGGACACCUGUAUCAGUUUUGCUAUAUCUCAAUUGGAAGGAAAAGCUGUCAAAUGUUCUGAACAGUACAGAGACAUACAGCCAAAACGUAAACUAACUGUAUUUCAACUAACAGGCUUUUAUGGACCAUAUGUCAUAAAAACAAAUAGUAUUGACUGCAAAAUAGAAGAUAUAGAAUAA